AACUCCCCCCUCUCUCUCAAUCCCCUCUCAUUUUUCUCUUUAACACAAUUCCAUCUUUUCUUUUCACCAUGAUUUCCUCUUGGAGACAACGGAGGGCCACCCGGCGAACGGCGAGGGGCACCGGCAGUGACAUGAGAGAGCUGACGAUCCCGAGCCAUUUCCGGUGUCCAAUUUCGCUGGACAUGAUGAAAGAUCCAGUGACUUUGUCUACUGGAAUCACAUAUGAUCGUGCUAGUAUUGAGACAUGGAUUGAAGGAGGGAAUUUCAGCUGCCCCAUCACCAACCAGCCAUUACAAACCCUUGAUUCCAUUCCAAAUCAUAACAUAAGGAAGAUGAUUCAAGAUUGGUGUGUUGAAAAUAAAGCUUACGGGGUCGAGAGAAUUCCGACGCCAAGGGUUCCGGUGAGUCCCGUGCAGAUUCGGGACAUUCUCGAGAAGAUUACCGCUGCAGCACGGCGGGGGGAUGGUGACGGAUGCAAGUCGUCGGUCGAGAAGAUCAAGAUGUUGGCAAAAGAAAGUGAAAGGAACAAGAAAUGUAUUAUGGGCAAUGGAGCAAGCCAUGUGAUAUCAUCAGCAUUCCAAGCGUUGUCAAAACAAGAACCAUUGGAGAAAAGCAUAGAGAUUUUAGAAGAAAUGAUAUCAGCCAUGGCAAUCAUGUUCCCUCUCCAAGAAGAAUCCAUUAAAAACCUCAAAUCAGAAGCUUCAUUGCAAGCCCUCGUGUUGUUCAUGAAAGGAGGAGAUUUAUCAAGAAGAAGAAAUUCAAUUUUGAUAUUGAAACAAAUCAUUUCAUCAUACCCUCAAAAAGCAACAAAAUUAGGUGAAAUCCAAGGAGCAUUAGAGGGAUUAGUGAAGCUCAUAAAAGAGCCCAUUUGUUCAUCAUCAAAAAAAGCCUCACUUUUCAUAACAUAUCACAUCAUAGCUUCAUCUUCCAAUCCACAAAGAUUCACAAAAGUCCUUUUAGAAAUGGGGUUCGUCUCUUUGCUACUCGAAACGCUCGUCGACGCCGAGAGAAGCGUUUGCGAGAGGGCGUUGGGAGCGUUCGAUGGGAUUUGCGAGCGCAAAGAAGGAAGAGAAGAGGCGUACGCGCACGCAUUGACGAUGCCCGUGAUAGUGAAAAAGAUACUUCGAGUUUCGGAUUUGGCGACGGAGUUAUCGGUGUCGAUUGUUUGGAAGCUUGUAAAGCAUGAGAGUGAAGAAGAAGAUGGAAGGGCUAAAGUAGAAGCACUUCAAGUGGGAGCGUUUCAAAAGCUAUUGUUGUUGUUGCAAGUUGGUUGUAGUGAAUGGACAAAGGAGAAAGCAACUGAGUUGUUGAAACUAUUGAAUAAUCUUCAUAGGGAUAGCUUAGAAUGUAUUGAUUCAUUGGACUUUAAGGGUAUCAAAAGACCCUUUUGAAUUCA
Molecule: messenger RNA, 1396 nt
Organism: Cucurbita moschata (crookneck pumpkin)
Lineage: Eukaryota; Viridiplantae; Streptophyta; Magnoliopsida; Cucurbitales; Cucurbitaceae
Product: U-box domain-containing protein 21-like
Exons: 1
Coding region: 69-1391 (440 amino acids)
Biological process (GO): protein ubiquitination
Molecular function (GO): ubiquitin protein ligase activity
Source: RefSeq, a predicted model, not a curated record